AUGGGACGCUUAUCGCACACUGAGGCUCUCCUCGGCCCAGAGCUCUUCAAGAAGGUCCGCACUACUCCGAUCCUGGUCGUUGGCGCGGGUGGCAUUGGUUGUGAGCUGCUGAAGAACCUCGUUCUGGUCGGAUUCAGCAAUAUCGAGAUCAUUGACCUCGACACCAUCGAUCUGUCGAAUCUCAACCGCCAGUUCCUCUUCCGCAAGCCGGACAUCUCCAAGUCGAAGGCUCUCGUGGCUGCGGCUACGGCUCGCCACUUCAACCCCUCGUCGGGCAUCGAAAUCCACGCCCGCCAUGGAAACGUCAAGGAGGCGUCGAAUGACAUCGAAUGGAUCUCCAAGUUCGGUCUCGUGAUGAACGCCCUCGACAACAUGGACGCAAGGAGGCAUGUCAACAAGCUGUGCCAGGCGGCCAAUGUACCCCUCGUCGAGUCCGGUACGGCGGGAUACCUGGGACAGGCGACGCCUAUUGUUCACGUACGGUGCACCCUGCAGAAGAAAGCUGACCAUCAGGACAAAACCGAGUGCUACGACUGCGUGUACAAGCCUGCCCCCAAGUCGUUCCCGGUAUGCACUAUCCGCUCCACCCCGAGCGAGCCUAUCCACUGCAUAGUCUGGGGCAAGAGCUACCUCUUUGGCAAGCUCUUUGGAGAGGACGACGAGGCUGUGGACGAGGCGGAGCUCGACAAGGCAAAGGAGGAAGGCGAGAAUGCGGAGGAGAUCGAGAAUCUGAAGAAGGAGGCUGCCGCGUUCCGAGAGGUGCGCCGUUUGCUCGGCGAAGAAGACGGACCGCAGCGAGUCUUCCGCAAGGUAUUCCACGAUGACAUUAACCGUCUUCUGGCCAUGGAGGACAUGUGGAAGGUUCCGGGACGCGUCAAGCCAGUGCCUCUGGACUAUGAUGAAAUCAUGGAUGGCACUUUCGUAGCGCCGCCCCCUCGCGCGCCUGCUCAAGCUGCCCCUGCUGCCAGCACCGCCAAUGGUGCUACGACGUCCGCGAAGCUGAAGGAUCAGAAGGAGCUCUCGCUGAAGGAGAACCUCGAACUCUUCAUCGACAGCUGCAAGCGUCUGUCGGCUCGCGCCAUCGCCAACCCGGAUGUCAUCCUGUCUUUCGACAAGGACGAUGAUGACACCCUGGAUUUCGUUCUCGCUGUCGCGAACCUCCGUGCAACCGCUUAUGGCAUUCCCACUCGCACUCGAUUCCAGGUCAAGGAGAUCGCUGGUAAUAUCAUCCCGGCCAUUGCCACAACCAACGCUGUUAUUGCUGGCAUGGUCGUCAUGCAGGCGCUGCAGCUGCUGGUUCGCAACGAGUCGACUGUCUACAAGCGUCACUACCUCGGUCCUAUUCCUAUCAAGCCCAUUGGCAACGAGACCGCGGAGGGCCCGAAUCCGAACUGCUCUGUCUGUCGUGAUAUCUAUAUCCCCUUCAAGGUCGACGUCAACAAGUGCACUCUUGGCGAGUUUGUCAACGAGGUCGUCAAGAAGUGGCUGGUUCCCGGGCUGUCGGGCGAUGAUGACGAGCUGGAAGCCAGUAUUCUUGAGGGUGGUCGGAUUCUCGCCGACCCGGACUUCGAGGACAACUUUGAGAAGACACUGGCGGAGCUCGGCCUGGAGCGGAACAAGAUGAUCACGGUUCUCGACGAGGACGACAAGUACCGACCAAUCCAGUUCUGUAUUCUGGAGCCUUCGGAUGCGCAGGGCAACUACUCUCUGCCGGAGCAGCCUCCUACGAUUCCGGAGCGACCGCCGAAGGCGAAGGAGGAUGCCGAGUCAGAGGACGAGGACGACAUCGCGGUGCUGACUGCCCCGCCAUCGAAGUUCCCGUCGCCUGCACCCGAGGGGCAGACCAUCAAGCGCAAGCGUUCGGCUGCCGAGGGAGAGGAGGUUCCGGCGAAGAAGACGCGAACGGGCGCGGGUGCGGAGGACGCCAUCGAGCUCGAUUAG
Messenger RNA from Trichosporon asahii var. asahii CBS 2479, 1941 nucleotides. RefSeq names its product ubiquitin activating enzyme E1. The coding region runs from base 1 to 1941 and encodes 646 amino acids. Lineage: Eukaryota; Fungi; Basidiomycota; Tremellomycetes; Trichosporonales; Trichosporonaceae. Gene Ontology annotation, biological process: protein sumoylation. The transcript has 8 exons. Gene Ontology annotation, molecular function: SUMO activating enzyme activity. The record is from RefSeq and is a predicted model, not a curated record. Gene Ontology annotation, cellular component: SUMO activating enzyme complex; cytoplasm.